CAAUUCAAUGCCCCAAUCGAAUCGAAGAGUGUUUGUCAAAGGCUAACGUCACGUCGUCACGUGAGGCCCCACGAAUGUAAAUACAACGAAUAUAUAAGCAGACAGAACCCCUGGUUAAGUUUGUGCGUUUGAUUUGAGCGGGAGAUAACAAUGAAGGAUCACGAACUCGAACUAGAGAAAGCAAAGCUGCUUAGCUUAGCUAUCGAUUUCGGCUUCGAUGAGAAGUCUUCAAAGAAAUGUCUGGAUCGUCUGGUUCAACUCUACGGAGAAGAUGGAAAGGAUUUUGUUACUGUUGAGCAUUGUGGUGAUGAUUAUCUUGCAGCACUGGCUGAAUCCAUGCAGGACAGUGAAGAUUGGGAUGAUUUGCAAGCAAUGGAAUCAGAAGCUUGUGGAGCUUUAACUAAUAUGUUUGAUAAAGAAACCAAAGAUGACUAUGAAACAGAAAAUGAGGACAAGUCUCAAAGCUAUAUCAGUGUUAGUGAAGAUUCACCUCAACCUAUGACUCAAGAACAUUUCAUGACAAUUGAUUCAUCUAGUGACGGGGAAGGAUCAGAUUCCGGGUUUCCAAACAACAACCCUAGGGGAUCUUGUUCUUCAUCUUCUUUUGAUAGAAAGAAUAGCUCUUCCUUUGCUCAAAGUUCAGGAAAGCAUCCUCUGAAAUCUAGUUGUAAAAGCAGCAUCAUAGAGCAUUCAAUUUCAUCAAUUUCCAAUGGAAAAACAUGUCAGAUCAAGUCAAAAGAUGAACAAGAAACUUUAGCAUAUGAAGACCUGCAAGCUCUGGAUGAUAUUGAAUUGGCAAAUGUAGUGAUUUUUGGUAAUAGAACAUUUAGACCUCUGCAGCAUCAGGCUUGUAAAGCAGCUAUGGAAAAGAAAGAUUGCUUUAUUCUUAUGCCCACAGGUGGUGGUAAAAGUCUAUGUUACCAGCUACCAGCAACUCUGCAUCCAGGUGUUACAGUUGUUGUGUGCCCCUUACUUUCCCUCAUUCAAGAUCAGAUUGUUACUCUGAACCGUAAGUUUGGAAUACCAGCAACAUUUUUGAAUUCUCAACAAACUGCUUCCCAAGGAGCAGCAGUCCUCCAAGAACUGAGGAAAGCUAAACCAUCAUGCAAGCUCUUAUAUGUCACUCCUGAAAGGGUUGGCGGAAAUCUAUCAUUUAUUGAGGUCCUAAGAAGCCUACACCAGAAGGGACAGCUAGCGGGAUUUGUUAUUGAUGAAGCACAUUGUGUAAGCCAGUGGGGACAUGAUUUUCGUCCAGACUACAGAGGAUUAGGAUGUCUUAAGCAGAAUUUCCCAGAUGUUCCAGUGAUGGCAUUAACUGCAACGGCAACCCAAUCAGUUCGGAAGGACAUCUUAAAUACUUUAAGAAUUCCCCAUGCUCUUGUUCUUGAAACAAGCUUUGAUAGACCAAAUUUGAAGUAUGAAGUAGUAAGUAAGACCAAGGAUCCACUGAAACAGCUUGGACAGCUACUUAGAGAUCGUUUCCAAAAUAUGUGUGGAAUUGUCUACUGUCUUUCAAAGAAUGAGUGUGUGGAAGUCUCAGCUUAUCUGAACGAGAAGUGUAAGAUACAGACCGUAUAUUAUCAUGCUGGGUUGGCUGCACGGCAAAGAGUUGCUGUCCAAAGAAAAUGGCAUACAGGAGAGGCCCAUGUUGUAUGUGCCACAAUUGCUUUUGGAAUGGGGAUAGACAAACCUGAUGUUCGUUUUGUUGUCCACAAUACAAUGUCCAAAUCCAUAGAAAGCUAUUACCAGGAGUCAGGAAGAGCAGGAAGAGAUGGUCUUCCGGCAGUAUGCAUUGCCUUGUACCAAAAGAAAGAUUUCAGCCGGGUUGUUUGUAUGUUAAGGAGUGGACAAGGAUGUAAAAGUGAAAGCUUUAAGACAGGCAUGAUGCAAGCAAGAAAAAUGCAACAAUAUUGUGAACUGAAGACUGAAUGUCGGAGGCAAACCCUACUGGAACACUUUGGAGAGGCCUUCAACAGAGAUGGCUGUAAAUAUGGUCCUAAUCCCUGUGAUAACUGCCUCAAGGUAUCCAAAUGAGCUAAGAUGGUUAUACUCCCACCGGUUGAGGUGGUUCAAGUUCCAGGAGUACCUGUUGUAGCUUCACCAGCCAAACAUCAGUGUCAGUUCCGAGCAACAAGGGGUGCGUGGGAUGUUGGGUUAUUAUUAAUAUUUCUAUUCCUAUUUGCUACAUUUGUAAUGGAAGCAUUUUAGUAGAGUGCUGGCCUGUGGACUAAAGAAAAAACUCUUGGUUAUCAUUAUGGCUAGGGCGCUGUGUGGGGGUGAUCUGUGAUCAACUGAUCAUGACCCUUGCACCUGGAAUUUUGCGCAUGAGCUAGUAAUGAUCACCCCUAGCGCUGUGAAAAUGGUUAGAGAUGCUCUUGCAGAAAUUAUUUUGCUGGACUUCUUGUAAUAUUGCUCUUAAUUUCCAGCAUCCUUUUUCUUUA
Messenger RNA from Nelumbo nucifera (sacred lotus), 2441 nucleotides. It is a transcript of the gene RECQI1, whose product is annotated as RECQ helicase l1. Gene Ontology annotation, cellular component: cytoplasm; nucleus; chromosome. Gene Ontology annotation, molecular function: 3'-5' DNA helicase activity; ATP binding; four-way junction helicase activity. The record is from RefSeq and is a predicted model, not a curated record. Gene Ontology annotation, biological process: double-strand break repair via homologous recombination. Lineage: Eukaryota; Viridiplantae; Streptophyta; Magnoliopsida; Proteales; Nelumbonaceae.